AUGGCCACCCCCAGUGUUCUCACCUUUGACGCUCAGGGUUGGGCUGUUGAAUUCAAGGUCUGGGUAGAUGAUCUGCAGCUUAUUCUACAGUGCGAUAGGGCAGACGGUCUCUCCCUGUUUGACCUCACUUCUGGUGCCUCUCCUGCCCUUGCUGCUGAUGCUGACGCCACUAACCCCCCCCCUUUGUACAUCACCCUCUACUACAUAGUCACCCGGCUCCCUAACACCCUUCGCUCGGACAGGGACCACUUCCUCUCAGUUUGCCCCACCACUCUCACCGUUGACCUUCUCAAAGAGCGCCUCCUAGCAGCAGAGAAGAGUAUAGUCUCUCGUGGUGACCCUCGUACCCCUAUCUUUGAGGGGUGCUCCCCCUCCCCCGUCUUGCCCUCUGUUGCCUCUGCUGCUGCGGCCGACCUCGUUGGUCUUGAGUCGGUCGGCGUGGCGUCUGCCCCUAGCAAGAGACGCCGCUCAGGCAAGGGCAAGGAGGGCAAGGGCGUUGGAGGAGCUGGCGGGGGCGGUGGAGGCAGCGGUGGAGGCGGCGGAAGGGUUGGGGGUGGCGGUGGGAGUGGUGCUGGGGGUGGGGGCGCUAGUGGCGGCAGUGAAGGCGGAGGAGGCGGCGGUGGUGGCGGUGCGGGCGGAGGUUGCGGAGGUGGAGGCAGUGGUGGAGGAAGCGGCAGUGAAGAAUAA
This is a messenger RNA of Closterium sp. NIES-65, 687 nucleotides long. Lineage: Eukaryota; Viridiplantae; Streptophyta; Zygnematophyceae; Desmidiales; Closteriaceae. The record is from the annotation of a GenBank genome assembly.